UCGCCAUAUUGAGUACUACAGCAUGACGGAUUUUAAGGUUGGUUCCCAGUCUACUGGUAGUUUUGAAAGUACAGGAAGUUCUGCAUUUGCGGAUGCACUUCAGAGAGCUCGCCAAAUAGCAGCAAAGUUUACUCCCAGUGGUGGAGAUAAUAACAGUGCUGCUACUGGAACCAAGCGUCCUUUAGAAAACAAUAUGGACCCUGUUACAGAUGGUGCACCUGAUCCGAAAAAGCCUGCUGCUGUGAAUGAUCCAUUUGGUGCUCAAUUAGCAGCAAUGAAACAGCAGAUUAGUAACACUGCAUCAUCAGAUUCAACCACAAUUAUGAAUGAAGAAUACAAAGUUCCAGAUAGAUUAGUCGGUUUAAUUAUUGGACGAGGUGGAGAGCAGAUCAUGAGGUUGCAAGCUGAAUCAGGUUGUAAAAUUCAAUUAUCUUCAGAGAGUGAAGGAAAGUUGGAGAGGACUUGUGUAUUGACUGGCACUAAACAAGCUGUAGAAAAAGUUAAAGAAAUGUUAGACCAAAUUCUCAAAAGAGUAGAUAUCCAAGGACAACCAGAUGAAGGACAGAUAGUAGUAGAUAUGAUGAUCCCAGGAAACAAAGUUGGCUUAGUUAUUGGCAAAGGUGGAGAAACUAUUAGACAGUUACAGGAACAAACUGGAGCUAAAAUGAUUAUGAUUCAAGAUGGACCUCAACAAACAAUUCAUGACAAACCACUUAGGAUCACAGGAUCACCAUCUCAGUGUGAGUUUGCCAAACAACAAGUAAUGCAGUUGAUAGCAGGGAAAGAUCAAGAUGUCAGUACUCCACGGAAUGGAGAUUACCAAUAUGGAUCAGGUGCUCAAGAGCAAGUUAUGGUGCCUAAACAAGCUGUUGGAGUUGUAAUUGGGAAGAGUGGAGAAACUAUAAAGAGAAUCCAACAGGACUCUGGAGGAGCAAAGAUACAAUUUCACUUGGCAAAGGAAGAUACUCCAGGAGAGAAGUUGUGUAUGGUCACUGGAAACCCUGAGCAGGUUCAGAAGGCUGUGGAAAUCAUUCAUGAAUUGAUACAUAGUGUGAUGGUGAGAGACCAACAAUUCAUGGGAAGAGGUCGUGGACGGGGUCGUGGGUUUGAUGGUCCAGGAGGUGGUCCUAGGUUUGGACCUCCAGGUGGCCCUGGUAUGGGACGUGGAAGACCAGAUGGAGAUUUUCAGGAAGUUCAAUAUACAGUUCCAGCAAAUAAAUGUGGUCUUGUUAUAGGCAAAGGUGGGGAGACAAUUCGAAACAUCAGCCAGCAGUCUGGUGCUCAUGUGGAAUUAUCAAGAGCACCUCAACCUAAUAUUCACGAGAAAGUUUUUAUCAUUAGAGGAGCUGCACCACAGAUUGAGCAAGCUCAGCAUCUGAUCAAUGAAAAGAUUGACAUGCGUCCUUCACCUGGACAGAAUGGACCACCUCCAUAUCCUUCUUCACAAUAUCCCCAGCCAUAUCAGCAAAACCAACAGUCCUCCCAGCCAUAUGCUCCACAAGGAUGGGGUAAUUCUUACCAACAGUGGCAAAAUCAGCCUAAUGAUCCAAAUAAAGAUGCUAAUGCUGCUGCUUGGGCUGCUUAUUAUGCCCAAUACUACAACCAACAGGCACAACAUCAAACCCAGCAGCCAACACAAGCUCAGCAGCCAAAUCAGCAGAGUACUCAGCCACAUCAAACUACACAUACUAUAACAGCUGCAGGUGGCCAAGCAGACUACAGUGCUGCAUGGAUAGAGUAUUAUCGCUCAUUGGGUAUGCAUCGAGAAGCUGAUAUGAUAGAGCAACAGACAAGAGGAAAUCAACAGGUUAUCCAGCAGUAUGGACAAGAAACUUCUGAGCAGUAUGGCCAGCAGCCUCAACCAACAGCAGCUACACAUCAAGGUCAAGGACAAGUACCUGCAACACAGGCUUCUCAGAACCAUCCUACUGGUGUAACAACUCCAUCCACUGAACAACAGUGGCAAUAUUCACAACAGGCUCCUUACAAUCAGCAACCUAACCAGUAUCAAGGCUAUGGAUACAGUCAGCAAUAACUUUGUAAAAAGAUGGAGUUGGUUGCUGAUGACAUGGUUGAAAUUUGUCUUCAGAUGGUGAUGUCUCCAUAUGAAAGUUCCAGAAAUUUCUAAUUGUGCAGAUAGUAAAUUUUAUGUAUUCAGACAGGUAAAACUGUGUUUUUUGAGUUAAUCCAUAUAUCAUAAACUUCAUUACCAGUCAUUACUUUCAAAACUUGUGUUCUGUUGUGUAUUGUAUAUUUAAUGUGCUCUCACUUCAGUCUGAUAUUUUUCACGUGUACAAAAGUGAACCACUGAUUGACUUUUAGAAUAAUGAUCAAUUAAUGACCUAAAUUUUUAUCUUAUAACAGUGGCUUUUUUCCUUUGAAAAUGAACACAUUUUAAACUUUGCACCAUUAGAAAGAAGAAAACAUAGCUUUACAUAUUUUUCUUGUUAGUGCAUUUGUUAGUGUUAGUGUAAAAUUAAAAAUAAUAUGUACGAUCUUUUAAAUAUUAUAUAAAAACUUUGGGGGGCAUGUUUAUUGUAAAAGUAAUGCUAGAUAUCCAUCAUCAAAGAUAUAAUCACACAAUUAACAUUGGCAAUGUGAACAAGAAAGCUACUUAGCUUAGACAUUUACAGAAGACACUGUAAAAAGGUUCCAGAAUGGUUUAUAAUUUUUCUUCAAGUUAAAUUAUGGAUGUGAGUGUAAAUCUUUACAGUUGUUUAAUGGAUAAACAAAAGAAAAAACUGGUCAUUUCUUUCACAUUAUAAGUAAGAUAUUUUGUAGCUGAUGGUCAGGUAACCCUGGCUUCAUUUUCAUGGUAGGAGCUUCAUAUUCAUUUGCCACUGCCAUAUAUAAAUCAACACUAUACAUUUAUUACCCUUUAAAGUAUGAAGUGUCAGGUUUGAAAUGGAGUGAGAGCCUUUACCACCAGCACAAACAUCUUCACCAGCUUUUGUACCAUUUUCAUUUAAUAAACUUGUGGAGCUUCA
This is a messenger RNA of Limulus polyphemus (Atlantic horseshoe crab), 2987 nucleotides long. Its product is annotated as far upstream element-binding protein 1-like. The transcript has 19 exons. Gene Ontology annotation, cellular component: nucleus; cytoplasm. Lineage: Eukaryota; Metazoa; Arthropoda; Merostomata; Xiphosura; Limulidae. The record is from RefSeq and is a predicted model, not a curated record. Gene Ontology annotation, biological process: regulation of DNA-templated transcription. Gene Ontology annotation, molecular function: mRNA binding. The coding region runs from base 23 to 2035 and encodes 670 amino acids.